ACCACUCUGGGGCUCCCGUGGCGGCCUCUCGUGCGAUCGAGGUCGCGCAGGCCCUGGAGAGCGACCCGGGGCCCCUGCUCUCCGCUCGGGAGUUCGGAAGAGGGUGGUUCGCCGCCGCCCGAGGGCCAGAGCGCGAGGGGAGCAAGUAGAAGGAGCGCUCGCCCGCCCGCCGCCUCGCUGCCUCCCCGGCGCUCGCUCUCCCGGCUCCUAGGUUUGCUGGCUGCUCCUCCCACCCGCGUCCGCCUUCUUGCUCACUCGCUCGCUCUUUCGAACGGGUUUCCAAACCUAGCUGUGCGCCCGGGCCAGUGUGGGGCGAGGAGCCCCCUGGCCAGAACCGAGCCGGACGGGGCGGGGGGACGGUCGGGGCAGACAGCAGCGGGCCCAGGAGGGGCCAUGUCCGGCGCGGGCGCCGCGGGGCCCAUCUGCUGCAAGUGACCUAGCGGCGUGGACCGCUGACUGACCCCCCUCACCACCUGGGGCGGCGCGGGCCCCGGUCCCGGGUGCCCAGAGCCCGGGUCGCGCGUAGAGCCGGCGCGAUGCACGUGCGCUCCCUGCUCGCCGCAGCGCCCCACAGCUUCGUGGCGCUCUGGGCGCCCCUGUUCCUGCUGCGCUCCGCCCUGGCCGACUUCAGCCUGGACAACGAGGUGCACUCGAGCUUCAUCCACCGGAGCCUCCGCAGCCAGGAGCGGCGGGAGAUGCAGCGCGAGAUCCUCUCCAUCUUGGGCUUGCCCCAUCGCCCGCGCCCCCACCUCCCGGGCAAGCACAACUCGGCGCCCAUGUUCAUGCUGGAUCUGUACAACGCCAUGGCGGUGGAGGAGGGCGGCGGACCCGGCGGCCAGGGCUUCUCCUACCCCUACAAGGCGGUCUUUAGCACCCAGGGCCCCCCUCUGGCCAGCCUGCAAGAUAGCCACUUCCUCACCGACGCCGACAUGGUCAUGAGCUUCGUCAACCUCGUGGAACAUGACAAAGAGUUCUUCCACCCGCGCUACCACCACCGGGAGUUCCGGUUCGAUCUGUCCAAGAUCCCCGAAGGGGAAGCCGUGACCGCGGCCGAGUUCCGGAUCUACAAGGACUACGUCCGGGAACGCUUCGACAACGAGACCUUUCGGAUCAGCGUGUACCAGGUGCUGCAGGAGCACUCGGGCAGGGACUCAGACCUGUUCCUGCUGGACAGCCGCACCCUCUGGGCCUCGGAGGAGGGCUGGCUGGUGUUCGACAUCACGGCCACCAGCAACCACUGGGUGGUCAACCCCCGGCACAACCUGGGCCUGCAGCUCUCCGUGGAGACCCUGGAUGGGCAGAGCAUCAACCUCAAGUUGGCGGGCCUGAUCGGGCGGCAUGGGCCCCAGAACAAGCAGCCCUUCAUGGUGGCCUUCUUCAAGGCCACCGAGGUCCACCUGCGCAGCACCCGCUCCACAGGGGGCAGGCAGCGCGGCCAGAACCGCUCCAAGACGCCCAAGAACCAGGAAGCCCUGCGGAUGGCCAACCUGGCAGAGAACAGUAGCGCUGACCAGAGGCAGGCCUGCAAGAAGCACGAGCUGUACGUCAGUUUCCGAGACCUGGGCUGGCAGGACUGGAUCAUCGCACCUGAGGGCUACGCUGCCUACUACUGCGAGGGGGAGUGCGCCUUCCCCCUGAACUCCUACAUGAACGCCACCAACCACGCCAUCGUGCAGACACUGGUGCACUUCAUCAACCCGGACACGGUGCCCAAGCCCUGCUGCGCCCCGACUCAGCUCAACGCCAUCUCUGUCCUCUACUUCGAUGACAGCUCCAAUGUCAUCCUGAAGAAAUACAGAAACAUGGUCGUGCGGGCCUGUGGCUGCCACUAGCCCCCCUGGAAGUGAGGCCCUGGGGGGCCGCGUUUUCUGGGGUCCUACAUCUCCCCACCCCACGGCCCCACCGCCCACCGCAGCAAGGAGCCAGCAGACCGACCGCCCUCUGCCGCACCUUCCAGUCGCCCGCGCCAACCUGGACGGUGCAGGAGCAUCAGGGACUUUGAGCGGCAAGUGGCUUUCAGUCAGUUUUUUAUCGUCACCCUACGGACCAAACCCAACCUGCUGCUGUAGGCAAAACCUAACAGGAAGAAAAACGUAUAAAGAGAAACUGCCCCCCACGGUCACGGGCUGCGACGUCUCAGCCAGGUGCUGACCGGCCCCCGGGGUGACUAGGGGCGCCCUUUGGCCAGACCGCCCAGCAGCGGCAGAAAAGGACAUGGCGAGGGGUGGGCACGUGGGCGUCUGUGCCCGAGGAAGAGUGACGCGGAAGUUCCUGUAAUAAAUGUCCCAAUAAAACGAAUGAAUGAAAAUGGUUAGGAUGUUACCGAUAUAUUUUCCUAAACAGUUGAUUCCCAUUUCUUGGUUUACUCUGAUUUCAUAAACAGAAGCUGUGGCCGGCGGAGCGCGGGGGAGAGGCCCCCUCCCUUUAGUCCAUUUGGGUUUUGCCUGAGGUUUCCAGAGACCUGGGGUUCACAUGGACUUGCCCAAAUCCAAGAUUCAGCCAGGGAGGGAAGGGGCAAAUUUCUGCUCAGAGGAAGGGGCAUGUUGACCUUGAAGGAAGCCCGUUUGGUAGUUCAGCGCCGGGUGGGGUGGCAGAAAUUAAAAGUAGUCACUGAAGCCCUGGCAGAUGUUUGCGAGUGGUUCUCCCGCACCCUCCAUGCCAGGACGGCAGCGUGAAGGGCAGCCUGGAGGAUGGCAGCAUUCGGCCAGAACCUGCAACUUGACCCUGACCGCUGGCCCAUGUGGCCCUGUUUAAAGAAGCGCCAAGGAAACCUAGCUCUCACUAGGGCUGCCAUCUAUGCCCCAAGGAGGAUCGUCUGUUGUUCAUUGCUGGCCGUGUUCUGAAGUCUGGGUUCAGACUGGGCCUAAGGAGGCCCCCCUCUUUUCAUUGGCAGACCCCUACUGGGGGUUCUGCAAGCAGUCGGCUCCUUGAAGGCUAGUGGGGGGGAUGCUGGGUGUCGGGUGUGCUGGGCGUGAAUCUCAAAUGGAAGGACCUAGAAGCGUUUUGACAAUGGUGUUCUAAUCUAGUGUCCUGACUUAAAGGUGCUGUUUCUGAUAUGGCUCUUGGCCAAAGCCUUCCUCACUGUGUCCAGUGGGCCCCCCUAAAUCGUGUGCACCCCACCCUGCCCCCAGCUCCAGCACAGGGCUUGCAAUGCAUGGAGCUGUCUGUGAACAAAGACCAGGGUUCCCCAGUAGGUCCCUAAAGCCUGCUCUGGGGGGAGGAGCUGUUUUUCCUCCAUGAUUCAGUGGGUCACUGGAAACUUUGGGGAAACUUUGUUUUUUACUUCCUUUUGUUUUUUCUUCUUCAGUAGCUUGGGCUGCAGCCUUCGCUCUGCUUGGUCAACAGGGCAGAGUUGCGGUUUUUGUGGUUUUUGUUACAUUUUGUUUCAUCUGUUGGCAGAUCUGAGGAUUUUCCUGUGACGCCCUCUUGGUGCAAGUUUUCUCCCCUGUUAUGCCAAACAGCCUCUGGUUAGCCUCGUUUGUACAUUGAAAUGUGUAAAUAGUUGUUACAAAAGAAAUUAUUUAUGUCCAUCAGAAGCUCUUUCUAGACCCUCCAUCAGUUGCUUGUUUGGGACGAUGAGUUCGCCACCCCCAACCUGCUUAUUUUCUUAUUUAAGACUAUUUAUUAACGAUCGGACCCGUGUAUCUCCAGCUGUUGCACAGAGCAGUCCUUGGCGAGAAUUCUGUAUAAAUAGACGAAA
Messenger RNA from Artibeus jamaicensis (Jamaican fruit-eating bat), 3700 nucleotides. It is a transcript of the gene BMP7, whose product is annotated as bone morphogenetic protein 7. The record is from RefSeq and is a predicted model, not a curated record. NCBI's taxonomy places the organism in Eukaryota, Metazoa, Chordata, Mammalia, Chiroptera, Phyllostomidae. Gene Ontology annotation, cellular component: extracellular region. The coding region runs from base 537 to 1832 and encodes 431 amino acids. Gene Ontology annotation, biological process: SMAD protein signal transduction. Gene Ontology annotation, molecular function: cytokine activity; growth factor activity. The transcript is spliced from 7 exons.